This is a messenger RNA of Peronospora farinosa, 1299 nucleotides long. The record is from the annotation of a GenBank genome assembly. Lineage: Eukaryota; Oomycota; Peronosporomycetes; Peronosporales; Peronosporaceae.
AUGGAGCUCGCGGCCGAGAAUGCGACGUUACGCGAGGCAUUACAUGAGCUACAGGAGCGCUAUGAGCGUCUCGAUUUGUCAACGACCAAGAAGAUUCAUGAUUUGACGGACGAGAAUGAGUUAUUAGCUGAAGCGAACCGUCUAUUGCUUGAAAAACAGGCUCAGAUUUCUUUCGUAUCUUCCACAGAAAACGUUCCAAGUCCUUUUCAAGUACCGGACGAGCUUCUAUUGCCCGGUCCAGAGCUGACAAUUCGCCCACUUGUGACACUUGAUAAUGUGCACACGUUUGGGAAUUUAUUAAGUGUCAGUGCACAUGCUACGAGGCCUGAGAUUGUCAUUACGGGAGGAGCAGACAAGUGCAUUAGUGUGCACGACUGGAAGACAGAGAAGAAGCUUUGUGUGCUUGAAACGAGUGGCCCAGUCUUGUCAUUAGCUUUCAAUCCAAAAACAGAGUAUGCAGACUAUUUUGUGGCUGCAGGGAUGGAUGCCAAGCAUGCACUCUAUCGGUUGAUACAGGAAAAUGAAGAGAAGUGGCACAUUCAAAUGCUAUGGCAAUUCCAUGAUCAUAAUCGACAUGGAGCUUUUAAACUAGCUUGGAGUGCAUCGGGACACCUGUUUGCUACAGGCUCUAGUGACAAGUCGCUGAAUAUAUAUCAGUGUUCAGGCUUAGUGGGAAGAGGACAAACAGGAGCUGAAGUGUGUGAAAAGAUCAAGUCAUUCUACUUUAAUGGGACGGUCGAGGCCAUUGUGUUUGCUCCAGACACAAUGUCCGAGACGGAUGAUGACAAGCGCUCUCAUGAAGUGCUGGUGAUUGCUGUGCGAGACGACUGCUAUGUGCAUUAUGUCAAUUGUUUAACAUUCGAAAAGGAGAGAGUUAACAUGAACUCAGACGGCAUUGAGCACGUGUCUUACACGAUUAUGGACCUGAGCCUAUCGCCCAGUGGCAAAUAUCUGCUCGCGGCCACGGACGCGAACCUAAACUUCAUCUUCUCUGUCAAGCAGAAUGUGGUACUGCGUAGCCUCUAUGGACACCAGGCUGGCCCAUACAGCCAACCGCGCGCAGCUUGGCAUCCAUCGGAAAAGUAUGUGAUCUCCAACAAUGAAGAAAACGGAGCCAUCUUUGUGUGGUCCGUUGCUUCGGAGCGUGUCGUGGAGACGCUUGACGCCCACAAAGGUUUAGUGAGAGACCUCGUGUGCCCUGUCACUCUACCUUCGACCGGUUCACCAAUGAUGAUAACCGUGUCGUACGAUAAGCGAAUGAAAGUGUGGGAACUACCGCUCGCGAAAUUAUAUAAGUGA